Messenger RNA from Episyrphus balteatus (marmalade hoverfly), 680 nucleotides. It is a transcript of the gene fabp, whose product is annotated as probable fatty acid-binding protein. Gene Ontology annotation, molecular function: fatty acid binding. The coding region runs from base 142 to 537 and encodes 131 amino acids. NCBI's taxonomy places the organism in Eukaryota, Metazoa, Arthropoda, Insecta, Diptera, Syrphidae. Gene Ontology annotation, cellular component: nucleus; cytosol. The transcript has 2 exons. The record is from RefSeq and is a predicted model, not a curated record. Gene Ontology annotation, biological process: fatty acid transport.
UUUGAGGUUCAUUCGAUUGUCAAACCUCGUGCGGUGAGUGUCGUUUUCUCUUCUAAUCAUCAUCAGAGAUAUUUAUUCGAAGUUUAUUCUUCCACUUUUUUUCGUGUGAAAAGCAAAUUUUUAAUUAAAAAAAUUAAUAUAAUGGCCGUCUGGGAAGGAAAGAAAUACAAAUUGGAAAACAGUGAAAACUUCGACGAAUACAUGAAGGAACUUGGUGUUGGCAUGGUCUACCGCAAGAUGGGUAACAGUGUCUCACCAACCGUUGAAUUGAAGAAGGAUGGUGAUAAAUACACCUUCACCACCACCUCAACCUUCAAGACAUCAUCAUUCUCCUUCGCAUUGGGUGAAGAUUUCGACUACGAAACCCUCGAUGGACGCAAAGUAACCAGUGUUGUUACAUUGGACGGCAAUACUCUUACCCAGGUGGAAAAGGGAGACAAACCAACAACCAUUAUUCGUGAAUUUUCACCAGAAAGUGUGGUUGCAACCAUGACCAUUGGUGACAUCAAGUGCGUUCGAACCUACAAAGCUGUUUAAAAUAUCAAAUUAUAAUUAAAGACCGUCCAUCAAAAACAACAACAACAUCAGCUACAGCAAACAAUAUAAAAAUUGGACUAAAAAUAAACAAAAAUUAGAAAAAAAAAAAAAAUAGUUAACACUUUAACUAACAUCACUAAGCG